Molecule: messenger RNA, 3936 nt
Organism: Arctia plantaginis
Lineage: Eukaryota; Metazoa; Arthropoda; Insecta; Lepidoptera; Erebidae
Source: the annotation of a GenBank genome assembly
AUGUGGUUUUUAAGUAAACCACAGGAUGGAGAUGGCACUUUAUCGAUAUCCUAUCUGCAACUUUUUCGAUACGGGACAACCAUCGAGAAAUUAGCAACAUGUAUAGGAAUUUUCUUGGGAAUCCUAAGUGGGGGCGGAAUAAGCAUCAACCUAGCAUUACUGGGAGAAAUCAAUACGGCAUUCGUGGAGCGGACGCAUCCACCGACAGACAGAUAUAGUACAAAUUUGCCGAUAUUAUCUACGUUUGGUGGCGGCACAAGGCUGUUCAAUGCUACACACGAAGAGAACAUGGCAGCUUUGGUACAAGAUGGUAUUGCUUUAACAAUAUGUAGCUUUGUGACGGUGGGCAUGUCCUUGUUGCUCACUACUCUGAGCAUCGGGCUUAUCGGUUGGAGUGCCUUAAGACAGAUUACAACGAUACGAAUUUUGUUCCUUAAGUCUGUGCUGCGCCAGGAUAUGUCCUGGUUCGAUACGGAUACCGAAUUUAAUUUAGCAUCAAAGAUGUCAGAGAACAUAACAAAGAUAAAAGAAGGAAUGGGAGAAAAAUUAGGAGCUGUGUCAAAUUUAAUAGGCACCUCCCUAUUCUGCUUAUGUAUUUCAUUUCCAUUGGGAUGGGAACUGACUCUCGCUUGUGCUACUUUGAUACCUUUCUGCGUCGCUGCGGCCGUCGCGCUAACUAGUUAUCAAACAAAAUCAGCAAUUCGCGAGAUGGAAUCUUACAGUCAAGCAGGCAAGCAUGCAGAAGAAAUUAUGAAAUCUGUUAGAACUGUAGUAGCAUUCGGCGGUGAGAACAAAGAAGUUGACAGGUACAGUAAUCUGCUGCAACCUGCAGAACAAUAUGGCUGUAAACGAGGCUUUUAUAGUGGACUUGGAAACGGUUUUAACUGGAUAUUAACAUUUUGCCUUAAUGCAAUUGGGAUAACUUAUGGAGCCCGUUUGGUAAUUCGAGACAUGUACAGGCCGGAAGAGGAACAGAAAUAUUUUGUUGGAGUAGUAUUAAGUAUUUUAUUUAAUAUAUCAAUGGCCACACAAUCACUGACAGUCUGCAUACCACACAUUGAAGUAUUUGCUGCAGCUCGUGGAGCCGCCACCGGUAUAUUCCAAUUAUUAGACAAAAUUCCGAAAAUAGAUAGCUCUGCAAAGACUGGAAUUUCGCCAGAAAGUGUUCUUGGUGAAAUAACUCUGGACAACGUAAAUUUUAGUUAUCCUUCGCGGCCAGACAUGAAGAUUCUAAACAGUUUCUCCGCAACUAUUAAACCUGGAGAAUGUGUAGCACUCGUGGGAUCAUCUGGUUGCGGUAAAUCGACUGUACUGCAACUAUUACAAAGACUGUACGAUCCUCUCUCAGGAUCAAUUAAGCUUGAUGGAACAGAUUUAAAUAAGAUUAAUUUGAAGCGGCUCCGAUCAUGUUUGGGUGUGGUGGGCCAAGAGCCCGUUUUAUUUAGCGGCACCAUAUUCGAAAAUAUAGCGAUCGGUUAUGAAGAAGCAACACAAGAAGAAGUUGAAAGGGUUGCAUCUAUAGCAUAUGCACAUGACUUUAUUAAAAAUCUCCCUAUGGGUUACAACACAGUCAUUGGAGAACGCGGUGCAUCACUAUCAGGUGGUCAGAAACAGCGCAUUGCGAUCGCUCGCUCUUUGUUGCGUGACCCGCCAGUGCUGCUGUUGGACGAAGCCACAUCUGCACUCGACCCGCACUCUGAGAGACAAGUACAGGUAGCACUUGACCGAGCUAGUGUUGGCCGUACUACUAUUAUGGUAUCGCACAGAUUAGCUACAAUAGUAAACGCCGAGCGCAUUAUAUGCAUGGACAAAGGAGUUAUUGUAGAACAAGGUACACAUGAGGAACUUAUAAAAAUGAAAGGUUUCUAUUACAAUUUGGUGGUAGCUGAUAAUCAGGGAAACGACAAAUUUAAGCCACUUGAAGAAAUCGUAGACUUGGCAGAAGGCAUUGAAGAAGAAAAUGAUAUUGAAAAUGAUACUAAGUUACGCAUUGAUGAUAUAAGAAACGAUAGACGAAAAUAUGAAAAUCGUCGACGAAUGCAGAGACAAAAUUCAGUAAAAGACUAUCAGGGUUGGAUGACACCCGGAGGCUCUAUUUCUUCAGCAAUGUCAGUCGGCUAUCAAGUUUUCAUGCAACACGACGAAUCCGAAACUAAAAAUGAGGAAGAUGAACUUGCAGAAAUGAGUGAAUGGCAGAUAUUAAAGUUAAAUUCCCCUGAGUGGAUUUAUACCACCAUAGGCGCUCUAGCAGCAAUUGGUCAAGGUGCUUGCUUCCCAGUUUUUGCUCUGCUAUUGGGUUUAGUAACAUCGAUAUUUGUCCUUAAAGACCAUAAUGAACUGCUCUAUUUUGCUGACUUAUAUGCAGGUCUUUUUGUUUUGGUGUCAAGUUUUGCAGGAUUAUGCAUGCUUCUACAAAGCUUUACGUUUACAAGAGGCGGUCUCAAAAUGACUACAAGAUUAAGAACACAGUACUUUGCAGCUUUGCUACGACAGGAAAUAGGGUUUUAUGACAAUCAGAAUAAUACAGUGGGUGCUAUUUGUGGGCGACUGAGCGGUGACACGGCUGAAGUACAAGGUGCCACAGGAUUGCGAAUCGGCAUCAUAUUGCAAGGAAUUAGUUCAGUGGCAAUCGGGAUUGCUAUGGGAAUGUUAUACGAUUGGCGUUUAACACUAGUUUCUUCCACAUUUUUACCAUUGAUGGUGGGUAGCAUUUGGCUAGAAGGCCGAAUAUCAAGGAAGUCGCAACUAGACGAACGUAAGGCUAUGGAAGCUGCUACCAGUGUCGCGACAGAAGCUGUAGUUAGCAUCAAGACGGUACAAAGCCUAGGUAUAGAGGAAGUAUUUCUGCGGAAAUUCGAACAGUCACUCCACGAGGGUUGCUCCGCGAUACUACCAAAGUUGCGCUGGCGCGGUCUGGUAUUGGGUAUGGGUAUUUACAUGUCAUUCUUAUCGCCUUGCUGCGCUAACGCCUACGGUGCCGCCAGGAUAGCCACUGGUUCCCUGGACUACAAAGUUGUAAUUUUGGUCACCGAGGCUUUGAUAUUCGGAGCCUACAUAUUAGGUCAGACACUGGUGUAUGCGCCCAGUAUGACCAAUGCUAAAAGAUCUGCAGCAAGAAUCGUUUCCGUGAUUAAGAGAGAACCAGUAGUAAAGACAGAAAGCUGUGUCAAUGACGACAAAGAUUGGGCCGCUAGUGGAAGUUUCAGCUUAAAUGAAGUAGAAUUCAGCUAUCCGACAAGAAAGAAGCAUAGAGUUCUGAGAGGUAUAAACUUAAGAGUGGAAAGCGGAAAGACUGUGGCUUUAGUUGGAUCUUCUGGAUGCGGAAAGUCUACUAUAUUGCAACUAAUGCAAAGGUUUUAUGACCCGGACUCUGGAACUAUUGAGCUGGACGGAGCAAACACCAGGACUGCUCUCACCCUACCCCGACUGCGCCAACAGCUGGGUGUAGUGCAACAAGAGCCUGUACUCUUUGACAGGACCGUAGCUGAGAAUAUUGCUUACGGCGACAAUACUAGAAAGGUCGAAAUUAGUGAAAUUAUCGAAGCUUGCAAAGCUGCAAACAUACAUGCAUUUAUCACUUCUCUACCAGACGGAUAUGACACAAACCUCGGUGCUAGUGGUGCUCAAUUGUCAGGCGGCCAGAAGCAGCGAGUAUGCAUCGCACGUGCUCUGGUUAGGUCGCCUCGAUUGCUCCUACUAGACGAAGCCACCUCGGCGUUAGACACGAGCAGUGAACAAGUUGUUGCAGAAGCACUAGAGGUAGCAGCUAAGGGUCGCACCUGUAUCACGAUUGCUCAUCGACUAUCAACUAUUAAAAACUCGGACAUAAUAUGCGUAUUGGAGAAAGGUAGAAUCGUGGAGCGAGGUAAUCAUGAACAACUCGUCAAGAUGCAAGGACUGUAUUACAAUAUGUGUAAAGGCCAGAAUAUGACAUGA